Melitaea cinxia (Glanville fritillary) is the source of this 999-nucleotide messenger RNA. Its product is annotated as thyroid transcription factor 1-like. Lineage: Eukaryota; Metazoa; Arthropoda; Insecta; Lepidoptera; Nymphalidae. Gene Ontology annotation, molecular function: RNA polymerase II cis-regulatory region sequence-specific DNA binding; DNA-binding transcription factor activity, RNA polymerase II-specific. Gene Ontology annotation, biological process: cell differentiation; regulation of transcription by RNA polymerase II. The transcript has 6 exons. Bases 1 to 999 code for a protein of 332 amino acids. The record is from RefSeq and is a predicted model, not a curated record. Gene Ontology annotation, cellular component: nucleus.
AUGUCCGCGGAGGGCGGCGGCUACUCGCCGUGUCCGGCGGAGGCGCUGCCGGAGCUGAGCGCAGCCGAGCUGGCGAUGAGCCUGUCGCCCAAGUCGGCGCUGCUGCAGCAGAACCUCUCCCAGCUCCAGCUCCAGCAUUCCACGCCCUUCUCCGUCACCGACAUCCUGUCGCCAAUCGAGGAGUACCGCAAGUUGGAGCUGGCGAACAACCCGCCUUCGCCGUACAGGUCAAAUUCGUCUGGAAGCAGCAUCAACUCGCCCUUAGGGCCCGCUGCCUCUUGCGGGAUGGCGGCCAACCCGUACGCGGUGCCGCUGUACGGGGGCGCCCCCGUACAGGGUUAUGGCUGCGCGCCCGCCGACCUGCCCCACUACGGGGACAUGAGAGGCGCCAGCUGGUACCCCGCCUCGAACGACCCCAGGUUUGCCAUUUCCAGGCUCAUGACCUCGACUUCGAGCGGGAUGGGUCACGUCAACAACAUGGGAGGACUGGCAGCCUGCGCUGGACCGGACGCUAAGCCCAUGCAGUUUCCCCUUGCGCAGAGGCGCAAACGAAGAGUGUUGUUCACACAAGCACAGGUGUACGAGUUGGAGCGACGGUUCAAGCAGCAGAAAUACCUGUCGGCGCCCGAGAGGGAGCAUCUCGCUUCACUCAUACAUUUAACCCCUACACAGGUCAAAAUAUGGUUUCAAAACCAUCGCUACAAAUGUAAGAGACAGGCCAAGGAGAAGGCGAUGGCGGAACAAAACCAACACAAUCAGUCCGCAUCAUCACCACGCCGAGUGGCAGUACCAGUCCUGGUGAAGGACGGGAAGCCCUGCGGCUCCGGGGAGUCUUCGUCCCCGGCGCACAGUCACUGCGCGACGCCCACAUCCGGGUAUUCCGCCCCCCAGCCCUCGCAGGCGGCCUGCAGCAACCCCCUGGUCUCCUCCUACCGCCAGCCCGCCGCCUACCAGCAGCAGUGCUCAGGGUACCUCCCGCUCCAGGGUCGGGCCUGGUAG